Messenger RNA from Aspergillus sclerotioniger CBS 115572, 1581 nucleotides. Its product is annotated as methyltransferase. Gene Ontology annotation, biological process: lipid biosynthetic process. The record is from RefSeq and is a predicted model, not a curated record. Bases 168 to 1490 code for a protein of 440 amino acids. NCBI's taxonomy places the organism in Eukaryota, Fungi, Ascomycota, Eurotiomycetes, Eurotiales, Aspergillaceae. The transcript is spliced from 5 exons.
GAACUAUGCGCAUUGCACACCGAAUUUCCUGUUCCUUAGUGAAGUCUAGAAAUGUGACAGCCAUGCAUCGCCCUGAUAUACGAGGCAUUUCAAGCGCAUAUAAAAGGCGAAGACGCCCCAGCUGUACGAGAGGUGAUGUCGCCAUCAACGUAAUUUUACAGAGCAAAAUGCCGACCACUAUCGCUCAGACCAUCCAAUCUUACGCCCUUCGCUUGGUACAAGACACUCUGCGGCAGAUUGCAGCCCCUGUGAAACUGAUCUAUGUUGUUGAUGGAGUGAAGAGUGUCUUGUACAACGACCCAGCGAUACAGGAUGCCGAUAAAGCGGUGAUCUAUGUCACCCAUGUGAAUUUCUGGAGAAAAGUCCUCCUAGACUUCGAUCUGGGAUUUGCAGAAGCCUUCAUGCUUCAGGAAGUGGAAUGCGACCAACUAAGUAAAGUCUUCGACUUAUAUAUCAAAAACCGCGCGACCCUCGACUCCGGUGACUCACUGUUUCAUCUCGCUCAGCGAUUAGCCCAGUGGUGGAGACCAGCGAACAACAUCGACAAUGCGCGCAUCAACAUCGCAUCCCAUUAUGACACCUCAAAUGGAUUAUUUACCAACUUUCUCUCUGCAGAUAUGAACUAUUCCUGUGCGCACUGGUCCAACGAUACUGCGGAAUCCCUACAGACAGCACAGCGACGCAAGGUUCACUAUAUGAUCAGAAAGGCCCGCGUGCAACACGACCACCACUUAUUAGACGUCGGUUGCGGAUGGGGAGAUUUGAUUAUCGAAGCGGCGCAACUAACCGGCUGUCGAGCGACAGGUUUGACACUCUCAGAAGAGCAAAAGAAUUUGACGGAUGAGCGCAUCCGUGACGCGGGCCUGCAGGACCGCGUUCGUGUACUGUUGUGCGACUAUCGCAACGCCCCGCGGCCAGGCAACGGAUAUGAUUGCAUUAUCUCAAUCGGCAUGUUUGAACACGUCGGACCUGAGUAUAUGGAUCAAUAUUUCGAAGUGAUAUCUCAAUUACUAAAGUCUCAAAACGGCGUGAUGGUCAUUGACGGCAUAACUAAAAUACACCCAUUUCACGAGACCAAUCCUCGCGUGGGUGAUUACAUCAAUCGCUACGUCUUCCCAGGCGGAUACUUGCCCACACCAAGUAUACUCUUCGAGGCACUCCAUCGGGGCAGCAAAGGGACAUUGGAAGUGUCCUCUGUUCUCAACACCGGUCCUCACUACGGCAAAACCUUACUAGCUUGGAGGAACAACUUCAUUUCCAACUGGGAACAUAUCCGAUCUGAUUUUUCCCCCCGAUAUCCCGAUGCGUCGGAAAAGGAAAUCGAGACCUACCGGCGGCGCUGGCUAUACUACUUUGAGUAUUGCGAGGCUGGGUUCCGUAAUCGUAUCUUGGGAAAUUACACCAUUUGCGCGGUCCGCACCCCCGAGGUGACCAUUGACUACAAGAGCCUGGACAUUGAUGAUGCGCAGAGUAUCAAAUUAUAUGAAUGAAUCAUUGUUCUUAUUGGGGUCUGGGUCUUCAAAUACGUCUUGACUUCAUGAUGAGCUGCAGAACAAAGAUAAGUCAUGCUUUAUGUUCGGC